UGGCGUACGGACGCUCAUACACCUUGGCUCCCCGACCCAGUGGCCGUUUAAUUGGACAAAAGCCUUGCUUGGACUACGGUCUCGUUUUUCGGUGGUCUUAUAAAUAGUAUAUUGAAAUGAGUGCCCUCAUAUUUCUGUGCGCGAUUCUAAUUGGUUUCGUGAUUUAUUCACUCAUCAGCUCGGUGCGGCGUCCCAAGAACUUUCCACCAGGACCUCGAUUUGUGCCAUGGUUAGGAAACACAUUACAGUUCCGUAAGGAAGCUAGAGCUGUUGGCGGCCAGCACAUCCUGUUCGAGCGCUGGGCAAAGGACUUCCGGAGCGACCUGGUGGGUCUGAAGCUGGGCCGCGAAUACGUGGUGGUUGCCCUUGGCCACGAGAUGGUGAAGGAAGUGCAGCUGCAGGAGGUGUUCGAGGGGCGACCGGAUAACUUCUUUCUGCGUCUGCGAACCAUGGGAACCCGCAAGGGCAUCACCUGUACGGACGGGCAGCUUUGGUACGAGCACCGCCACUUUGCCAUGAAGCAGAUGCGCAACGUGGGCUACGGGCGCAGCCAGAUGGAGCAUCACAUCGAACUGGAGGCGGAGGAGCUGAUGGGGCAGCUGGAGCGCACCGAGGAGCAGCCGAUCGAGCCCGUCACUUGGCUGGCGCAGAGUGUGCUCAACGUACUGUGGUGUCUGAUAGCUGGAAAGAGGAUCGCCAGCCAGGAGGAUGGGACGCUGCGGCGGCUGCUCGACCUGAUGAAUCGGCGUUCCAAACUCUUUGACAUCUGCGGUGGUCUGCUGGCCCAGUUUCCGUGGCUGCGCCACGUGGCGCCCGAUCGCACUGGCUACAAUCUCAUCCAGCAACUGAACACAGAGCUGUACGCUUUCUUUAUGGACACCAUCGAGGAGCACCGAAGGCAGCUGGCGAAGGAUCCGUCGCCGGCGGAAAGUGAUCUCAUCUAUGCCUACCUCCAGGAGAUGAAGGAUCGCAGUGCUGGCGGCGAGAGCAGCACUUUCAAUGAGACGCAGCUGGUGAUGACCAUCCUGGACUUCUUCAUUGCAGGCUCCCAGACCACUAGCAAUACGAUCAACCUGGCCCUAAUGGUACUCGCUAUGCGCCCGGAUGUCCAGGAGAAGCUGUUUAGCCAAGUGACCGCCAGUGUGGCGGCUGCCAGCACAGAUGCGUUUCCUCACUUGAGCCGUCGGGAAUCCUUUGACUACAUGGAUGCUUUCAUCAUGGAGGUGCAGCGCUUCUUCCACAUCACUCCCAUUACGGGUCCACGCAGAGCUUUGUGGGAAACCAAGCUGGGAGGCUACGACAUUCCGAAAAAUGCCACAAUUCUGAUUAGCCUACGUUCUGUGCAUCUCGACAAGGAGCACUGGAAGGAUCCGCUGGAGUUCCGCCCAGAGAGGUUCAUCGAUUCGGCUGGCAAGUGCUUCAAGGACGAGUACUUCAUGCCCUUCGGCAUGGGCAGACGCCGUUGUCUGGGUGAUGCCCUCGCCCGUGCCUGCAUCUUCUCGUUUCUAGUGCGGAUCGUGCAGCAUUUUAGCAUUGUCCUGCCGGCGGGAGAGUCUCCAUCAAUGGUCCUUCUGCCUGGGAUUACGCUUACCCCAAAACCAUACAAGGUGCAGUUCGUCAAGCGCACCUAAGUUCGCGACUGGAGUCGAUGGUGCCGGUAUUAUUGGUCAAGAGAUGGUGCUGAAUCCUCUAGGAUAUUUCCAAGGAUUCCGAAAAUUAUUUACACAUGAGGAUAUUAUAAGCUUAAAGAUACAAUAAAAACUUAUGUCAAUCUGA
This is a messenger RNA of Drosophila mauritiana, 1776 nucleotides long. It is a transcript of the gene Cyp305a1, whose product is annotated as probable cytochrome P450 305a1. The record is from RefSeq and is a predicted model, not a curated record. Gene Ontology annotation, biological process: xenobiotic metabolic process. Lineage: Eukaryota; Metazoa; Arthropoda; Insecta; Diptera; Drosophilidae. Gene Ontology annotation, molecular function: heme binding; oxidoreductase activity, acting on paired donors, with incorporation or reduction of molecular oxygen, reduced flavin or flavoprotein as one donor, and incorporation of one atom of oxygen; iron ion binding. Gene Ontology annotation, cellular component: cytoplasm; intracellular membrane-bounded organelle. The transcript has 3 exons. The coding region runs from base 117 to 1631 and encodes 504 amino acids.